AUCUUAGCUUAAAAACCGCACGAAAUCUGAACUAAUUGUAAUUUAAGAAAUAAAAAUGAGCGUCAAACUGAAAAAUAAUAUCGUUUCUACAUUCAAAAUGCACGGACUGACUUUGAAAGGAGAUGCCACAAAAUAUUUACAUGAUGUGCUAUCAAACAUGGGAGCUGAUGAUCAGAAUGAACACCUCGAGAAAUUAAUUGAGUCCAUUCAAAAACUACCCUUAGAAUCUCCAGUCAUUGGCAGAGAGCACUGUGAACUAUCCAUUGCAGACAUUAAUCAUGAAACCUCUGAUGAAAACCUGGAAGUGUUUAAAGUGACUGAUGUCUUCUCCAUUCCACAUUUCACUUAUAAUAAUGAGACUAAAAAAUUUACCAUUUCAAAAGUUGAGAAGUCUCUGGCCCCUGAUUCCUCGUGGAAAAUCAAGUUAUUUCUUGAUAGAUAUAAUAUCAUACAUCAAAGGACAAUAAGGCAUGACCUGUUUGCACCAUCCUAUCUUCUGAAUGCCAGGGAGGGAGCUAACAAAUUCGAACUAAAGACUUUAGACUACUUACUUGGCAGUACCACAAAGUUAGGGGACGUUAUAGUUCUGGGUAUGCUUACUCAGUUGAAAGAGGGUGUAUGGUACCUUGAAGACCCAACUGGCGUUGUCAAAUUGAACCUUAGCAAAACUAACUUCCACACUGGCCUGUUCACUGAAAAUUCUUUUGUCCUAGCUGGUGGUUGCUAUGACGACGAAAUUUUUCACGUGAACGCCCUGGGUUUCCCGCCACCUGAAACGUCUGCAGUUUCGAGGCAAUUUUUAGGUAAUAUAAAUUUGUUUGGAGGCAGUGCUGAGUUGAACUCAAAUGAACUGGCGAGAUUGAAGCAGCUUGAGAUGGAGGAUGAUAAUGCCAUGUUCGUCUUCAUAUCAGAUCUCUGGCUCGAUGAUAACAAGGUGAUGCAGAAGCUGAGAACUCUGUUUGAUGGGUACUCGCCUACUCCUCCCUCCUGCUUCGUCUUUGCUGGCAACUUUCUAUCCAGGGCUUAUGGACAUGAACAUUUGAAAGUUCUCAAAGAGGCCUUUGAAACACUGGCCGAUCUGAUAGCAGACUUUCCGUCAAUAAAUGAAACCAGUCGAUUCUUAUUUAUUCCCGGACCUCAAGAUCCUGGUCCGUGUCCCAUCCUUCCGAGACCAGGAAUCCCAGCAUUCAUUCACGAGCCAGUGAUGAAGAAGGUAUCCAACUGCAUCUUCGCCUCCAACCCCUGCCGGUUGCGAUACUAUUCUCAAGAAAUCGUCAUAUUCAGAGAAGAUAUCAUUGUUAAAAUGUGUCGAAAUUGUCUACGCUAUCCAAACGAUAAUAACAUUCCAAAUCACUUUGUAAAAACGAUGGUGUGUCAGAGCCAUCUAUGUCCACUGCCUCUCCAUGUCGAGCCAAUUUUCUGGUCCUAUGAUAAUGCCCUCCGACUCUACCCCCUACCCGACCUUAUUGUCUGCUGCGACAGAUUUGACCCAUAUACCAUCAGCCAAUCAGAUUGCUGUGUCACUAAUCCAGGUUCUUUCCCAAGAAGUGAAUUUUCUUUCAAAGUUUAUUGGCCAUCCUCCAAAAAAGUUGAGGACAGCAAAAUAUUUAGUUAAAUGAAUGCCUGUUGCAAUUAAAAAGUGCCCAAGUUUUAGAUGAUGCAUUAUUUUAAGAGAGGAUUUCGUCUGCAUACGUAUUAUAUACAUGCGGUUAAUUUAUGUGUUCUGUAAAAUAAAUAAUCUGCUAAUAAAUAGUGUAGUUUAUUCAAUAAAACAUUCGGAAUAUGA
Helobdella robusta is the source of this 1786-nucleotide messenger RNA. RefSeq lists its product as hypothetical. Gene Ontology annotation, biological process: error-prone translesion synthesis; DNA-templated DNA replication. The record is from RefSeq and is a predicted model, not a curated record. The coding region runs from base 56 to 1615 and encodes 519 amino acids. Gene Ontology annotation, cellular component: epsilon DNA polymerase complex. Gene Ontology annotation, molecular function: DNA binding. Lineage: Eukaryota; Metazoa; Annelida; Clitellata; Rhynchobdellida; Glossiphoniidae. The transcript has 15 exons.